AUGGCCAUGGGAGGCAGAGCUCUGCAGGGCUGCACAGUCCUGAACUCCUGGACACCCGUCCUGCUCAUGCUCCUUGCGGGCUACACAGCCUGUGGGCUUCCACCACCCGUGCUGCAUCAGCCGCCCACUGCAUCCGCCUUCCUCGGCACCACGGCGCGCCUCACCUGCACCCUGAGCAGCGACCAUCACAUUGGCGUUUACAGCGUCUACUGGUACCAGCAGCAGCCAGGCCGCCCCCCAAGGUUCCUGCUGAGAUACUUCUCCCACUCAGACAAGAAUCAGGGCCCCGAGAUCCCCCCUCGCUUCUCUGGAUCCAAAGAUGAGGCCAGAAACAGGGGGUACUUGAGUAUCUCUGAGCUGAGGCCCGAGGACGAGGCUGUGUAUUACUGUGCUGUGGCUGCCCAGAGCAUGGAGAGGGAGAGGAGCCCAGAGGGGGAGAGGGAGCCGGAGGAGGAGAGGGAGCCGGAGGGGGAGAGGGAGCCAGAAGGGGAGAGAGGCCCAUAG
Messenger RNA from Nycticebus coucang (slow loris), 504 nucleotides. Its product is annotated as immunoglobulin iota chain-like. The record is from RefSeq and is a predicted model, not a curated record. The coding region runs from base 1 to 504 and encodes 167 amino acids. NCBI's taxonomy places the organism in Eukaryota, Metazoa, Chordata, Mammalia, Primates, Lorisidae. Gene Ontology annotation, biological process: immunoglobulin production; immune response. The transcript has 2 exons.